AUGGAGUCGCCCUCCCGCGAGUCGCCGGACGCGUCGAUCGCGUCCGGUGAGCUGCCGCACGGGCUGACGAUCGUGUCUGAGGAAGCGCUUGCUGCUCCGGCCCCGGGCGGCUCGAAGCUGCGCGAGCGCGCCCGACCGGCCCGCACGUACAGAAAGGGGAUGAUCGCCGACGUGCCGCUGAUGCUAUCGCUGCGCGGGAGCGCGCUGGUGCGCACGCUUCCGUGGGCUACGCUCGCCGGCGGCUACGCGGCCGUGCUCCACACCCAGGUCGGCUGCCAGGUGUGGCCCUCAUUUUGCGCAAACGGCAACCCGCAAGACGGCAUCGAAGGGAACAACUCAGACAACGACUUCAUCUUCAUGCACACGUACGCGUACUCGGCGAUCCUGCUCGCCUCGGGCUUCGGGCUCGUGAUGCGGCUCAACCAGAGCCUCGGCCGCUACUGGGAGGCUCGCUCCGCGGUGCAGAGCAUGGCGAGCAAGUGGUGCGACGCCAUCCUCAUGUCGGCGUACAUGGACGAGGAGGCGGACGACGAGGCGAAGCUGCGAGAGAAGGAGUCGGCGGCCUUCGCGCGCUGCCUGCUCCACCUUGGCUCGCUGCUCCACGCGACGGCGAUCCACACCCUCCGCUGCGACCGAAGCCUCGACUCGCUCCGCGCCCGCUCUCCUUCCCGCCGGCCGGGCGAGCAGAGGCACCAGAGCUACACGGCGGCGUCGUGGUUCGACGGGCUCCCCCCUCCUCUCAAAGGGGCCAAAAAGGGGGG
Emiliania huxleyi CCMP1516 is the source of this 761-nucleotide messenger RNA. RefSeq lists its product as hypothetical. The record is from RefSeq and is a predicted model, not a curated record. The annotation marks the transcript as partial. The transcript is spliced from 2 exons. Lineage: Eukaryota; Haptophyta; Isochrysidales; Noelaerhabdaceae.